Coregonus sp. 'balchen' is the source of this 3510-nucleotide messenger RNA. The record is from the annotation of a GenBank genome assembly. NCBI's taxonomy places the organism in Eukaryota, Metazoa, Chordata, Actinopteri, Salmoniformes, Salmonidae.
GCUUGGUGAGCUAAAAAAAACCGAAAAAAACGCCACCUGCUGGAGCAGACAAAUGUUUUGCUCAGUUAUCCCUCUCGCUUCGCCUCUUCCUCUCUGGUUUAGUUUGACAACAUAAAAUCGAAUCAUAACCCGGACAGAUAUCUCUAAAUUCGUUAUCGCUUUACUCACUUGCGGAUAUGACAUUACUAUGUCUGACUAUGGACAUAAUAUUUUGAUAGACAUUUGUCCAACGAGGUAAGUUAACGUUUGCUUGUUUAAAAUAGUUCACUGUUAGCCUGCUUGCUAGCAAGGACAUCAACCAACGCAUAGCUGGCUAGCUAGCGAUAGCUGCAUUAUUAUUAGCUAACUAGCUAAUUUGUGACUACCUACAGUCUAACCUACUGUUUACACAUGCACAAGUAUUCAACAUAUGCAUUGUUAGUUAGCAUUGUUAUUUCCGGAUUGCGCGAUUGACAAUAGGCUUUGGCGUAGGGAACAUUGUGUCCUGUGACCUGCAACUAGCAGUAUCUUGUAAUGUUAGCGCAUAGCAUAGCUACUUCAGCUGUAUAGAGUACAUUGAAUCAAUGUACGACCUGUUUUUACCUUGUCAGGCAUUUGAUAACAUGGUCAUGACUGCUACGAAGCAGUACAGUGUAUGUUUGACCUUUGAUCCUUCCUAACACAAACCCAGUCAGUUUAGACAUAGCUCAGGCCUUGUUUUCUGAUGUAGUAGUUUGUGAACCAUUGUCAUGAUACUGGUACAGACUUCAGACAUUUUACAUUUUAGUCAUUUAGCAGACGCUCUUAUCCAGAGCGACUUAGUUAGUGAGUGCAUACAUUUUCAUACUGGCCCCCCGUGGGAAACGAACCCACAACCAUGGCGUUGCAAGCGCCAUACUCUACCAACUGAGCUACAGGGGACUAGUGCCAUCUAGAAUUCAUUACAAGUCGAUGCACAUUCAAUAUAUAAAAUGUAUUGGGUAUAUGUUGUGAAAUUAUUGGGUAUAUGUAUUGGGUAAAUGUUGUGAAAUUGUUAGAUAUUACUUGUUAGAUAUUACUGCUCUGUCGGAGCUAGAAGCACAAGCAUUUCGCUACACCCGCAAUAACAUCUACUAAACACGCAUAUGUGACAAAUAACAUUUGAUGUUGUACUACGUUGUGGAGAAACGGUUGACAAAUUGGAGUACAUUCAAGACUUCCAAUGUUGUGCAACCUUGUGGAAGAAAACCUUUGACAGUGUUGUGUGGUCUGUAUUUCCCCAGGUAGAGGCUAGUCUGAUGAGGGGGCUCUCCAGAGAGGUAGAAUGCAACAGAAGAGGAACAUCCAGAUCAUUGAAUGGGAGGACCUGGACAAGAGGAAGUUCUACUCCUUCGGGGUAUUCAUGACCAUGACCAUCCGGGCCACCGUCUAUCCGGCCACCCUCAUCCGCACCAGACUGCAAGUGCAGAAGGGCAAGUCGCUCUACAACGGGACCUUCGAUGCCUUCUUCAAGAUCCUGCGGACCGAGGGCGUGCGGGGCCUCUACCGUGGCUUCAUGGUCAACACCUUCACCCUCAUAUCGGGCCAGGCUUACAUCACCACCUACGAGCUGGUGAGGAAAUAUGUCUCCAACUAUUCCAAGGACAAUACCGUCAAGUCUCUGGUGGCGGGUGGCACGGCGUCCCUGGUCGCCCAAACCAUCACUGUCCCCAUAGACGUGAUUUCCCAACAGCUGAUGAUGCAGGGCCAAGGGAAGCACCUGACUCGCUUCCGGGUCAAGCUGAAAACGGAGGCCGACGGGAAGACCAAAAUGGCGUUUGGCCAAACCAGGAACAUGAUUGCUCAGAUCUUUGCGGCCGACGGCUUCCGAGGCUUCUACAGGGGAUAUGUGGCCUCCCUUCUAACAUACAUCCCAAAUAGUGCGGUCUGGUGGCCUUUUUAUCACUUUUACGCAGGUAUAAAGGAGUGUUUGUUUACAAGGAUAUUUAUCCCAGGACCGGUUUCCCGGACACAGAUUAAGCCUAGUCCUGGACAAAAGCACUUCAUUGAGCAUGCUUUGAGUCCUGGAGGAGGCUUAAUCCGGGAAACCUGUCCUUAAUGUUAUUAUUACUAUUUUCUUCAAGAAGGGUUGGAGAUUAAUCAUCUCUUAUAAUAAUUAUAGUCCAUAUACAGUCCAUAUAGUCAACAUACAUUGUCUAUAAGGAGCAUUUCAAAGCACAAAUCUUCCACAACGUUUCACAGAACAGCUAUCCAAAAUGGCGCCCAGUGACUGCCCUCAUCUACUACUCCAAGCCAUGGCCGGACCACUAGCUGCUGCGACUGCAUCCACUGUCACCAACCCCAUGGAUGUGGUCAGAGCUAGAGUGCAGGUAGAGUGCAACUUCAGCUAAAUGUACUGGUGGAAUGUAAAGGGUCUGUUUGGAUAGCCACGUGUGGCCAUCAUUGGGUCCACUGUUUUCUCUAAUAGAUUUUAGUGGCACACUGGCACAGUGUAUAAUCAGGGAUAGGCAACCCUGGUCUUGGAGUGCCACAGGCACAUUAUAUAUUUUUUUGAUUCAAUAAAAUCCUUCAGUGUCUGUUGCACUCCACGACCAGAAUUGCCUACCCAGGGUCUAAAUCCUGGAAUAGAAAAUAGAAUUUUACAAAAAAAAAAUGUACAUGGAUAAAUACCUUUGUAACAACAGCCUUGUAUGUGUGUGACAGGUUGAAGGCAGGACCUCCGUCAUCGAGACGUUCAAACACCUGCUGGCAGAGGAGGGAUUCUGGGGGAUGACCAAAGGGCUGUCUGCACGCAUCAUAUCCUCCAUUCCCACCGCCAUUGUUAUGGUCGUGGGCUACGAAACCCUCAAGAGAGUGAGCUUGCGACCGGAGCUGGUCGACUCUAGACACUGGUAGAGGACAUUAGCACCCAAUCCCAAACCGACCCCUAACCCAUACCCUCUAUGCCCUGGUGAGGGGAUUAGGGGAUAGGUGUUAACAAUAUGGUAAUAGCUACACAUUUCCCACUUGAAUUUUCACCGCAUUAUAUAUACAAUCAUAGGGGGUAAGGGACACGGAUUGAUUUGGGAUUGGACAUGGUUGCUGCGGCCCUGGUUCCAAUUCGGCCUCUUGACCUCCCCUGACCUCACCACUGCAUAGGUGAUAGCAAUAGAGCACAAUAUUGGCCCAGGGACUGAAAUGGAACUGGGCCGAUAAGAUCUGCCUGCUCCUAUUCCUUAAUGGCUUCCUUGUCCUAAUUAUUUUGUUUGCCUUUUAAACUACUGUUGCCUUUUAGUGUGAAUUGGUGGGGAUUUUUAUCUUACGUUGUGAGUGAAUGAAGGAACAGUAGUUUGAGAUUUGAUGUCAUUAGAAUGUGUAAUUUGUGACUGGUACACCCUCAUGUUGGUUCUAGUGCCGAGCGAUUAACCGAAAUGUCGGUUAUUUUUCGUUUUUUAAACAACUAAUUGAUCGAUGUCUGUUCAAUUAUUUGAAUUCCAUUUUGUUCGUUUUUGUCUGAGUGCUAUAUGCAGUUUCUCUAGAGAUAAAUCAGAUCAAGCCCAAACUGUGCGAUUU